This is a messenger RNA of Penaeus indicus, 5451 nucleotides long. Its product is annotated as serine/threonine-protein kinase NIM1-like. The transcript has 10 exons. Bases 881 to 2230 code for a protein of 449 amino acids. The record is from RefSeq and is a predicted model, not a curated record. Gene Ontology annotation, molecular function: ATP binding; tau-protein kinase activity; protein serine/threonine kinase activity. Gene Ontology annotation, cellular component: cytoplasm. Lineage: Eukaryota; Metazoa; Arthropoda; Malacostraca; Decapoda; Penaeidae. Gene Ontology annotation, biological process: protein phosphorylation; intracellular signal transduction; microtubule cytoskeleton organization.
CUUCAGCGGGUGAGGACGCGCUCUUGUCUGUAGUGCCUCUCCAUCCGUCGUGGCAUAUUGUGACCUUUUUGGCCCUUCAAAUUCGCCGAAAAGGAAAAAAAAGUACUUUAAAAAACUGUAACUCCUUUAUAUAUAGGAAAUCAGUGUCAGAGACGCAAACAAAAGCAGGACCCCAAAAUCUGAUAACCCAUUUCCUUCUCAUGUGAUCCAAAAGGAAAUGGUUUGGGCCACUGGACACCCGCGGGAAGGAGCGAGAAUCAACGAGAAUCAACGAGAACGAACAGCACUCCGACACUCUCUCGACUUGAUGAUAUAUUUCAUGAAAUUGGAGGAAAACUAAAAGGAAAAAAAAGAGAGAGUGAAAUCUUAUUCGUGUCUUUGUAAAUAGAUGGACAUUUUGCAAAGGAAAAGGGAUUUAAAAGAUGGGAGAAUUUAAAAGCACGCAGUGACGCUAACAAACGCCAUCCGAACUGGACUUUAAUUGACGCAUCCUGAUAAAUUGUCAAAGGUGUCGACGACUAUACUUUUCUUCUUCAUUUUACUUUGAUUUUGCAAAUACAAGUGUUCAAUUAUUUACCGAGAAGAUUAAAGGGGCGAAGAGUGGUACGAAUUGAUACAUACGAAUACGCAAGCAACGCCGAUUUUCUGCCUAAAGGAAUUUCUUCACUUCUUUAAACCAGAGAGAGAAGGAAGAGGAAAAGACCAGAAAGAAGGAAGGAAGGAAGGAAGUCACAGCACCUCGUCAUGAUCAUGACCUAGGACGCUGUAAUCAGUCCUCGAUAGCACGUAGCAGGCGUGGCCGAGAAGUAGGCGUGGCCAAGAAGUAGGCGUGGCCAAGAAGUAGGCUUGGCCGAGUAGUAGGCGUGGCUAAGUGGGCGUGAUGCCGGCCGCCCGAUCUUCCUUCCUGGGAGACGAUCUCCAAGUGUCUACUUCCGCCUCCGCCCGCUCUCUCAGCUCUGUGUCUGCCGGCGACGAAGAUGAACGCACGCCCUACGAACGCGUCCUGUACGGCCUGCACCACGACCAGCGGUGGCUCAAGGAGGUGUCCCUGGGGCGUCGCGUCGGCUUCUACAGGUUCCGCGGAGAGCUCGGCCAGGGGAACUUCUCGACCGUGCGCCUCGCCUACCACCAGCUCACCAGGGACAAGGUAGCGGUGAAGGUGAUUGACAAAUCGAAGUUGGACCAGAAGACGCAACGGAUGCUGGCGCGCGAGAUCGCCAACAUGGACACCGUCGCCCACCCCAAUAUCAUCAGACUGUUCGAGGUGGUGGAGACUCUCUCGCGCAUUCACCUGGUGCUGGAGUUCGCCCCCGGCGGAGAGCUCUUCAACCGCAUCACGACGGAGGGCCGCCUGCCGGAGAAUGACUCGGGGAAGGUCUUCACGCAGGUCCUGGCCGCCGUCACGUACCUGCACAGCCUCUCCAUAAUCCAUCGAGACAUCAAAGCCGAGAACGUUUUCCUGGCGGGUCCCGGGGUCGUCAAGCUGGGUGACUUCGGCUUUUCGACGCGCGUGCACAGCCUGGAACAGCAGCUCAGUACCUUCUGCGGUUCUCCGCCCUACGCCGCGCCAGAACUCUAUAAGGACGAAUCUUACUUGGGCCCAGCUGUUGAUAUUUGGGCUCUGGGUGUUCUUCUGUUCUUCAUCUUAACGUCAGACAUGCCUUUCAAGGCCAACACCGUAGCGGGCCUCAAGCGACACAUCCUGGCGGGUACCUUCGUCAUCCCCGAACACGUGUCUCCCUCGGCCCAGGACCUGAUCACCAAGCUCCUGGUUCAGGACCCUUCCGAACGCCCCACGCCCGCGACCAUCAUGAACCACACUUGGCUCUCCAUGGCGCCCACGCCUCCGGAACCCCUGCAGUCGUAUGUGAUGGCGCCCGCGUUUUCCACAGAGGAGGAGACUCCCUUUGAGGCGGAGGCGGUGUCGACGCUGGCCUCGUGGGGCAUCAGCCGGGAGAGCCUGGAGGACGGGACCGCGCUGGGGGCCCGCUCACCCGCGCUCGCCACCUACCGCAUCCUCCUCCACCGCCUUCUCAACCGCCCAGACACGCCCAGCAUCACUUCCAACAACAACUCGGCAGACAAUGCCUCUACCCCUGUGCCCACGUCCUCGCCCUCGUCGCCCAACAAGGACACGUCGCCGAGGAGACACAGGCUCAGACUCAGGAACGGGACGGCGUCGGGAUCGGCGUCCGCGGGGGUCAAGUCACGCGCGUGCAUCAUCGUCUGAGUGUGUAAAGGGAAUGGCGUUGCGGGUCCUAUGUGCAUUUAAAAAAAAAGAACGCUGUUGACGAAGGCUUUAAGUUAUUUGUUACUGAUGUAGGAAACUUUUUUUAUUUUCCAAUAUUAUGAUUAUUUUGAAAUGUAUUUGUUCCCGUUGUAUAUCUUAUUUAUUUCAUAGUGUUAUAUUUAGGUGAUCUUACACACUUUCUUGUUUCAUUUUUAUACUAUUCAGUUAUAUAUUUUAUUUUGUUCAAAGAACUGACAUGAAAAAAAAUGUGAAAUAGAACAGUGCUUAAAAAAAAAAGUUUUACAUAAUCAGCAAUUCAAAUCAAAUACGAAAAAGAAAUUGGACACGAGACCCCUAAGCUUCAACCACCACAUCAUCGGGAGAAAAAAAAAUAAGAAAAAAUGAUAAAACCACAAUGAGUCACUAUUUUCUUUUUCCUUCAAGUGGCUGUGUUCCUCUCCUACGAGAAUAUUUAUGCAAAUUAUAUCAUAAAUUGAUGAUAUCGAAUUAUCAGUAUGUGGUCGUUAAGAGCGGUUCCUAUAGACUUGCCACUGUAUGUGUUAUAUUUGUGUGUAAUAUCUACCAGUGGGGAAAAAAGGCCAAAGAAGAAUUUACCAUAUAUAUGUAAGUACUAAAAAUAUGAAUGAAUAUUUAUAGCUUGUAUAUUUCCUGUACAGAGGUAUGAGUGUGAUAUGAUUAAUAUUUGGUUAAAAAUAUAUGUAUUUUACGUAACUUAAAAUUGAAAUCUUGUUUUUGUGCAGCAUUAACAUUUUAAAAAAAAAUUUAUACGCCAGUUAAGGUCAAAGGCAAAUAUGUAUUUAUUGUUAUCAUCCUUUUUAAUCUAUUUAUUUCGUCGGGGUUUUUUAUAUAUAUUGGAUGUUGCGAAGGACCAAACCUAUCUUGGUGUAAGUUUUACGAGAAACUGUAUAAAUAUUUCGUUUUCUCGUUCCCUUCAUUCUAUAUCUAUCCUGUGUAUCUUCCUUUCUUUCUUUUUUCUCUCUUUCCCUCUAUCUCCCUCUCUCUCUUUCUCUCUGCCUCUCUCGGUCUCUCUCUCUCUCUCUCUCUCUCUCUCUCUCUCUCUCUCUCUCUCUCUCUCUCUCUCUCUCUCUCUCUCUCUCUCUCUCUCUCUCUCUCUCUCUCUCUCUCUCUCUCUCCCCCUCUCUCUUCUCUCUCUCUCUCUAUUUAUCUAUCUAUAUUUCUACUUUUCUCCGUUUCUCAUAUCAUCCUUCCUCCUCCCUUUCUCACUUUUCUCUCUCAUAUUAUAUUUUUGAUGACAAUCCUUUUAUCCAGACGUUGAAGUAUAUCUCCUUUUGGCGCCUGCGUCAGAAAGGCCACCAAACCAACUUUUGAAGAAAAAAAAUAGUGAAAGAACAUGACGUCACACUUACGAGGGAAAAAAGGGUAUAUAGAUGUGACGUCAUCCUUUCGCUAAAUAGUAAGCUAUCGAGACGUAUCUUUCAAAAAAAAAAAAAAAAACGUGACGUCACUAAUCGAAAAAAUAACAUUAAAAACAACAACAACAACGUGACGUCACAUUCGGAAGAUGACCAAUGACGUUAUUUACACAGACAUCAAAAAAAAUAUAUAUAUAUUACUACUACUUAGCCCCGCCCGUCAUCGCCAGCAUUAACGAACUAUUAAUCCUGGCGAAAGAUUAAAAAAAAAAGAAAAAAAAACUUUUAUAAUAGUAUUGGUGUGAAAUGAUAACUAUGACGCUUUGUAGUAGUGACUACAUCUACACCUGACUUAUUAGGGUCGUAAAGCAUUAAAUAGUGAUGAAUGUGCAUUACCUUGUACAAAUUGUAAUAUUUAGUACUUCCAUUUCUUAGGUGAAAUGCGAUAACCUCCUCUCCCUCCCCCUUCGUUUUAUAUCUCCCUCGUUUAUCAUCUCAUCCCAUCUCCCUCCUCUAAUUCCUCUUUUUCUCUCCCUUUCCCUUCUUCCUUCCCUCCUUAUUCUCCUCCUCCUCCUCUCCUUCCCCCCUUUUCUCUCCCUAUCCUUUCCUCCCUCCCUCCGUUUUCUUAUCCUCCUCCUCUCCUUUCUCCCUUUUCUCCCCCUUUUCUUCUUCUCUUCAUUUCUCUCUCUCUUUUGUCCUUCCUGCUUCUUUCUUCCCUCAUUUCCUUCCUUCUUUUCUUUCUCUUUCUCUCGUUUAUCAUAUAUUUAAGUAUAGAUAAUUUAUUUAUGAGUGGGUGAGAGACGUCACAAGAAUUAGGCAUUUAUCAAAUAGAUUAUAUUUCACUUUAUUUCUUUAUUAUAACAAUGAUAGUCAUUGUUAUUGUUAUCAUUGCUAUUGUUAUUAUCGUUAUUUUAUUAUUAUUAUAAUUUUAUUUUUGUUGUGUUAUUAUUAUUAUUAUUGUCAUUACUAUUAUUAUUGUUGUUAUCAUCUUUAUUAUUACUGUUAUCGUUAUUUUUUUAUCAUUAUAAUUGUUGUUAUUAUUAUCACUAUUAUUGUAUUUAUUAUGAUCAUCAUCAAUAUUAUUGUUAUUAUUAGAACUAUUAUUAUUAUAAUUAAUAUUAUAAUUAUUAUUUUAUCAUUCUUAGCAUCCUUACUGCUACUAUACUCAAUUUACUAAUGAUUUAUUUCAUUAUCAUUAUUGACGUUUUAUUGUUAUCAUUUUCUUCUUUAAAUUAUCAUUAAUGACUUUAUUAGUAUUAUUAUUCUCUAGUCUCUCAGGUUUUCUGUAUCGCCUGAAUAAAGGGAGAAAAAAACGUAUAAUCAUAAGUAGUUUGUACUAUUUUUAUUUCUUGUUUUGUAUGUAACGAAGUAGGUUUAGUGCCAAAUCAGAGAAUUUGAAAUACAUAUAAAAAGGGAUUGUGUGUAUAUAGAGAGGUAAUAUAUAUAGAUCCUUGAUUUCUGUAGAUUUCGGCAUCGCAGGCAGUAAAAUAAAUUAAUACUAAUUAUAAGAAGAGAAAAAGAAACGAUUUAAAAAAAAAAGAUCGUUUGACAUGUUGGGGAAAAAAAGUGUACAUUAAGGAUAGUGAUGAUAAUGAUGUGAUGUAUAAAAGAUAUCGUGUCUUAGAAUAUCUGCUAUUGUGUAGUGGGUAUUGUUGCUGUUGAUAUUAAUAAAGUUUUAGAGAAAAAAAAAACCUAAUUGCCAAGAACUACUUGUUUUUUGUCUUAUUGCAAUUAGAAUAUUAUUUUUCAUAGUUUGUCAUCUUCUUUCCUCUUUUUUUAUUAUUAUUUAUAACAAUGUGUAAAUCCUGAUUAAAACGAAGGCAUUAU